AUGAAAAGAAAGACGUUGGAAAGUUCACAACAUAUGAACUGGCAAAAAGUUAAAUCCUUCGUUGGAGGGGUGGAAGGAGGAGCUGGUGGAGUACUUGGUGUGCUUGGCUGUCCGGGAAUACUUGGGAUUGGAAAGUGUGGUGGCCAUUGGAAGGUUGGUGGGCUUGGGGAUGAUCCUCCAGAAGGUGGAGUUGGAAGUGGCCAAUGUGGUGGCCAUGAAAAGGUUGGCGGGCUUGGUGUUGAUCCUCCAGAAGAAGGUGGACUUGGUGAUGAGCCUCCAGAAGGUGGACUUGGAAAUAACCAAUGUGGUAGCCAAUGGAAUGUCGGUGUGCUUGGUGCUGAUCCUCCAGAAGGUGGACUUGGUGAUGAGCCUCCAGAAGGUGGACUUGGAAGUGGCCAAUGGGGUGGCCAAUGGAAUGCUGAUGGGCUUCCUCCAGAAGGUGGACUUGGUGAUGAUCCUCCAGAAGGUGGCCUUGGAAGUGGCCAAUAUGGUGGCCAAUGGAAUGCAGCUAGUGGGCUAGGUGCUGAUCCUCCAGAAGGUGGACUUGGUGAUGAUCCUCCUGAAGGUGGACUUGGAAGUGGCCAGUGUGGUGGCCAAUGGAAAACUGGUGCACUUGGUGAUGAGCCUCCGGAAGGUGGACUUGGUGAUCCUCCUGAAGGUGGACUUGGAAGUGGCCAGUGUGGUGGCCAAUGGAAACUCGGUGAGCUAGGUGAUGAUCCUCCAGAAGGUGGACUUGGAAGUGACCAAUGUGGUGUCCAUGAGAAAGUUGGUGGACUAGGUGAUGAAGGUGGCCAUCCGAAGAAAGUCUUCACUGUAUUCAUAGCUGAAAAAGAACGCUCUGUGGUAGCUGUAGAAACUGGAAGUGAAGCUGUCGCACAUGAUCAAAAUGAUCAAAUUGCACCCUUAGUUGUAUCAUCUCAUAUUCUGUAA
Messenger RNA from Humulus lupulus (European hop), 930 nucleotides. RefSeq lists its product as uncharacterized. The transcript has 6 exons. The record is from RefSeq and is a predicted model, not a curated record. Bases 1 to 930 code for a protein of 309 amino acids. NCBI's taxonomy places the organism in Eukaryota, Viridiplantae, Streptophyta, Magnoliopsida, Rosales, Cannabaceae.